CUCAAAACCCUAAACCCCAACCUCUAAUCUCUGCAACAGCAUCUCUAUUCUCCGAACUAUGGCGUCUAAACCGCAACCACCGGCCGCCGAAGACGGGAUUUCGUCGGAGGUCAUAAGCUCCGCCGUCGACAGCCUGUUGAAAUGGAAGGCCAAAACCGCCCCAGAGAAGCCUCAACUCCUCCCGGAAGAUGAUUUGGUUUACCUCAACUUAACCCUGAGAAAAAUCCCCGCGAAAUCCCGCACAAAUGCUUUCAGAAUCCCUCUCCCCCACCCUCUUUUCGAUGCAACCUCAGAGGUUUGCCUUAUCAUCGACGACCGGCCCAAUUCGAACCUCACCUCAAAGGAUGCGAAAAAGAUCGUCAAAACCCAAAACAUUCCCGUAGCCAAAGUCCUCAAACUCUCAAAGCUCAAGACAGAUUACAAACCUUUUGAGGCGAAAAGGAAGCUUUGCGAUUCGUACGAGCUUUUCUUGGUUGAUAGAAGGAUUGUCCAUUUGCUGCCUAAGUUACUGGGUAAGUCUUUCUUUAAGAAGAAGAAGUUGCCUGUACCGUUGGAUCUUACUCAUAAGAAUUGGAAAGAGCAAAUUGAGAGGGCCAUGGGUAGUGGGUUUUUGUUUAUGAGGACUGGUACUUGUUGUGUGAUGAAAGUUGGGAAGGUGUCCAUGGAAAGGGACGAGAUUGUGGAAAAUAUAGCUCAGGGAAUUAGUGAGGUUGUAAAAGUUGUGCCUAAGAAAUGGGGUGGUGUGAGAAGUUUUCAUGUUAAGUUUUCGAAUUCCUUGGCAUUGCCGAUUUAUCAGGCGUUGCCUGAUUUUAAGCUCAAGAUUGAUGGCUUGGCAGAGAUGGAGAGGGAGGAAAUUAGGGAGACCGAGGCGAAGGAGAUGAGUAGUGGUGGUGAGGAGAAGGAAAAGGAUAAGAGAAAGAAGAAGAAGAAAGGGAGGAUUCAUGAGGUUCAGUAUAUGGAUUUGGGUAUAGGUGCAGUUGAAUUGGAUAGUGACGAUGAUGAGGAUAAGAAUGAGGAGGUGAAGAAAAUGGAUGCUGAGGAGCAUGUAGGUAAUGAUGUUGAAAGUGAGGGGGACGAGGAAAUUGAUAGUGAUGAUUUGGGAAUUAAGAGGAGAAAGAAGGACAGAUUGGUUAGAGGAGUGGAGAAGAAAGAGGGGAAGGCAGCAAAGAGGAGUAGGUCGCCUGUGAGAAAUGCAGAAUCAGUUGAAAAGAAAGAGAAGAAAAAGAGUAAACUUGGAGCAAGGUCGAAAGGAUCAAUGAAAAAAGCUACCAAGAGUUUGAGUAGAUAAUCGAACUCUAAUCCAGAAGGCAUGUAUUAGUUAUCCAAGGCAACAGUCCAGAAGACCUCAUUUUUGUAUUACUUACCAUCCGCGAUAAGGAGUUUCCUGAAGCCGUAAUAAGGCUUAGCUUCGCUACAAAUUGGGUAUUGAUUUUGCUAUUGCAGCUAGAUAUGGUGCCUUUUCAAAUUUUGGUACCAUUGCAACUACUGCUCGAUUGAAAUGAUGUUGGAAUCAUGUAGAUCUUCAUUUUUAUUUGUUAUCCUGUCUUCCAUAUGAGACAUGAUCUUAUUAAGUGAGAGAAUUUGUUAUGUUUUGUUUGCAUCUUUGUCAUAUCUGUUUUGUGAUUCUUUUCUGGAUUUGAAGUAUGUGAAUUGUUUUUUUUCCCCAAGGUCGAUCGAGAACUGUGUCUUUCUUGCUGUGAUUUUUGUAUAUUAUCUCUAGUUAGCCCGCCCACGGUAGUGCUUAGUAUGGUUCCUGCUAUUGUAUUGGCACUCUCUGCAAUUCGCAGCACCUCAAAGUUCCACAUUCUGAGGUUAGUUCUGGAUUUUGUGUGAUGAUAUAUGCGCAUUAAAAUAGUUUAUUACCAGAUUUCAUAUGAUGCUGUACGCGUAUUCAUGUAAUUGCAUCCUUAGACUUAUGGCUACUAGCGAGCGAUAUCCAUUCGAUGGUGGAGGUAGUUUGAGAUUCUGCUAUUUGGUCAAAAGAUGUCGAGCUGGAAUAGAUAUGUUUGUUUAUGCAAUGCCCUUGCCGCUCUGUGUUAUAUCCGUUCUGUCUUAUGUUAAUGUAACUUGUGCUGUUGAAGAAGAAAAUACUUUUAAGGGCGACUCACACUAAAUGAGUCUUUAUCAAUCUGUUUUGUAUAUUGUACUACUAAUAGUUCAGAUUUUGAAUGUUUCCGGUAUCUAAAUGAAUGCUUUGUCUAAUUGUCUGGUUCCAUCGUCCGAGUAUUGAUUCUCAUCAUUUAAUGGAAAGGAGUUUUGGCACUUCAUUUUUUCGCUUUGGGAGCUGCUCCUAUAGUUGCAAGUUGAAUUACAUAAUUUUUACAGUGAUGGAAAAAUGAGAAGCAAAUCUGCUAAUGAUCAUGUUCGUUUUUGUCACUGCUUUAAAUACUCCUUCCAUUGAAAAACUGUUAGCUUAAAAAGAACAAAUUUCUGCAGUAAGAGUAAUUAUUCGCGACCCCCUGUAUUGUCUGAUCAGUGUGUGGCUUCACUGUGCAUUUACAACCCCCCAUUGCUGCAUUUCUGAAGCCCUCGAGCAGUACAAUUAGAAAAGUAACAGAACUUAAUAAUAGAGUCUUCCACUGACCCAUUUGGUUGUAGUCAGGGAAUGAAGUCUUUCAUUGGCUCUUGUAGUUGGGUAAAAACAGGAAUUACCACUGAUGAGAAGGUUGUAAUUUGAGAACUGUUUGGUGAAUUAGUCCAAGGAGAUAUCCAAAAUUUGACCGAAGUAAAGGUCCCCCACCUGGUUCAUUUUCACAGUCAAACCAGCAUUUACUCCAAUAUUGCAUAAUACUAAAUGGCCAUUGUUUUGUGUCAUGCAUGUCUUUUUGUAAUUUGUGUCUAUCAUCACAGACUUAUUCCUUUGUUGUGUAUUCAUACCUUUUGUCUAUCAGGUACUGGGAUUCUGGAUCUUUGACGCAGAUAAAAUACACCAUCAUUAAACAAACUUUUGUUUUCACCUUUUUGCUGCCCACUUUGGUCUCUGAUGCGACUUCAGUCCCAAAACUUGAUGAUUUUCUUGACAAGUCCUUAGCUUCUUCACCUUAAACCUCAGUAGUUUCCUUGACAAGUCCUCUGUCACACCAGUUGGGUUUCUUUUUGCGAUGAUAAUAACAUAGAAUAAUCUGGUCUCCAGAUCCUUGAGUUUGUUGAGGAAUGGACUAGUCAUUCGUUAUGGAACACGAUAGGUUUUGUAGAUUGUUGACUUGAUGCCCAUGCUUUGUAGCUGAUGAGACUACCUCAAUAUUGUACCAUAUCAGUUUGCUUCAUGAAAUGUACUCGCAGUCCGACCUAAAAUUGACUCGAAAAUGAGACUAGUCAAUCAUAAGUGAUUCUUCAUCCUCCUUUAUUCAAUGCUUGGAGACAUAAUCAAGGGGAUGUCAUUCAAAGCUCGGAAA
Molecule: messenger RNA, 3395 nt
Organism: Oldenlandia corymbosa var. corymbosa
Lineage: Eukaryota; Viridiplantae; Streptophyta; Magnoliopsida; Gentianales; Rubiaceae
Source: the annotation of a GenBank genome assembly